Molecule: messenger RNA, 339 nt
Organism: Trematosphaeria pertusa
Lineage: Eukaryota; Fungi; Ascomycota; Dothideomycetes; Pleosporales; Trematosphaeriaceae
Exons: 1
Coding region: 1-339 (112 amino acids)
Source: RefSeq, a predicted model, not a curated record
AUGGCAGUAGAAUGGUCCCGCGUCGAAAUAAACUGGGACCCCGGCGACCCGGACUUCUGGGUUUUCGAGCUCUUCUUCAACACGCCGCUGUACAAUUACGACUGGACGACGCACCACAAGGACUUCUUUUGUUGCCAGUGCCGCGGACGCAACUACGACAGCGAGGAGAUCGUGGAGGACUUCGAUGCCCCGACGGGGAUGUGCCAGGAUUGUGGGCAUCUGUUUUGUGUGGGGUGUCUGACGUGGCCGGAAUAUGGGGAUGCGAAUGAGGAGUGCGAUGAGUAUGUGUGUGGGGAGGAUGACUGGUGGGAUGUUUGUCCUGCGGGGCAGGUGAUGUGA